Lates calcarifer (barramundi perch) is the source of this 1696-nucleotide messenger RNA. Its product is annotated as lebercilin-like protein. Gene Ontology annotation, cellular component: axoneme. Bases 1 to 1539 code for a protein of 512 amino acids. NCBI's taxonomy places the organism in Eukaryota, Metazoa, Chordata, Actinopteri, Centropomidae. The transcript is spliced from 8 exons. The record is from RefSeq and is a predicted model, not a curated record. Gene Ontology annotation, biological process: intraciliary transport.
AUGAGUGACAGACAGCAGAGGCUGAUGCAGCAGGCCUUGGCUCACAAGAGGGACAGUGACGCUGUGAGCUGCAGCACUGACACCUCCAGGUGGUCCAUUCCCUUUAAACUGUGUUCACAGUACUUACCUGACUGUGAGGAUCAAGGUAAAAAAUCCCAAGGUGCCUACAAACAGAAGACAAACUAUGCCGCACACUGCCAUGUCCUGAAGCUGCCUCAGAUCAAACCCCUGCAGGUUCCAAAGCAGAGGAUCCAGUCUGCCAACUUGAACCGCAUCAGGGAUUUGAAGAGCCAGGUGUGGGAUCUGCAGCAGCAGCUGAGUGAUGCCCACACUGAGAACAAGCUGCUGAAGAGGCUCCAGCAUCGCCACAUGGUGGCACUGCAGCACUUCCAAGACACUGAGGGCAGCAUUUCACAGAUCCUCACCAAGCACAACAACGAGGCCAGAGUCCUGCAGGGGCUGCUCCGUGACACCCGUGCCUGCCGUGACCAACUGGCAAGGCAGCUACAGGCCACGGAAAAUAAGUUGCGGAAUACAGAGGCUGCUCUCCAGCACCUGCAGCUACUCAGCCAGGAUCACAGCCUUCUGGAGAGGGAGGAGCUCACCCUCAAGCUGGCCCAAGCCACUGCCCAGCUGCAGGAGAAGGACAAGAGGAUACUGGACUUGGAGAAGAAUCUUGAACUGUGCCAAGCCUCGUUCAAUCGCCAGUUAGCCGCUGAAAAGAAAAAGAUCAAUGAGGCAAGAAAGAUUUCCUGCUUUCUACAAGAGCAGAUAUAUCAGCUAACCACAGAAAUUCAAGAUAGAGAGAGAGAACGAGAGACCUGCAAUAUUUACUCCCACAGAUUCCUAAAAGCAUCGACCAAAAAAGGCAGUCAAAGCAAGUUGGUUCAAACGAAUGGAUUUGUCCUUCCUCCCACUGAGGCUGCAAGUCAUUUCGAGUUAGAGACUCGUGAGAGGCUGGAGGAGCAGAACUCUCUGAACUUGUGUUAUGAUCCAGUGCCAGAGUUUUUAGAAAUUGAAAAUCCAGCAACAGAGGAUCCUGCAGACAUCACGUCAGAGGAGAUUCAGGGUUGUUACAAUCCAGUGCAGGAGUCUUUAGAAACAGAGAACACAGAGACAGAGGAUCCUGCAUGUGUCACAUCAGAGGAGAAUCGUCAUGAGGAUACUGAGAUAUAUGCAGACACUAGUGAGCAAAACAGUUGUUCAGAGAAGAGCCCAGAACAUCAAAAUGAGAGGGACAGUGCAGAAGAAAAGGAGGUAUCAGAGGUAUCACAGGAAUCAGAUGCCCUGCUGGUGUUAGAAGAGCAGAAAACAGAGGAACAUGAACGUGAGGUGUCCCACAUUUUGGAAGAGUCUCUGAAUAUACCUGAACCUGUGAGAAAAGGAUUCAAGCUCCCCAAAAUCAAACACAGCUAUACCUUUAAACAAACUAUUGAGAACCUACACAGUGGAAGACCAGCAUAUAGCAGUGUGGACACGGGUCCCUGGGAAAACCCCAAGAACCCGACAAAGGUGGAGGUCCUCAGUGAGGGGAUUUGAGAACUUACUAUUGCUAUAAAAAGAUGCCACAAAAACAAUGUGGAUAAAGUUUGGCUGAAGUGGCAGUGAACUGGGAUUUCCUCAUGUUUUUUGUUGCUAAUAUUUUUCAUUUCUUUGAAUAAAUUGUUUUCUGACUACACACAAUCCAUUGUGGUUU